CAGUCAAUGCCUUGGUGUCAAUCACCCAGCGUGGAGCCAAUCAGCAGGGGCCCUGCACUCUGCCUGCUAGUAUUUGGGAUAGUGUGGUGGUGUGCGCGCUGCGAGCAGGGUAAACAUUCUCCAGUCCCCGCUCUGUGAGGGAGGGACACACUGAGCUGACACAGACACACAGGGGGGAGGCUGAUCCCCAAAUCCAGACAACUUCCCUGGAGUUAGUGUGUGAAGGAGGGAGCCCAGCUAACAGCCUGGCAUUGUAGUUACCCCGCCUGGCACUGGAGAUACCCCGCCUGGCACUGGAAGUACCCCGCCUGGCACUGGGAGGAUGUGCAGGACUGUAGUUUGGAGCCGGAGGUGACCGGGCACCCAGCCUGCUCAGGAAGGACAAGUUCAGCCGAUGCAGGAGGGGCAGCGCUACCCCAGCAAGUUUGGGACGGGAGAUCCGGGAAAGUUGUUGAGAGAGCGGUCAGUGCCCGGGGGAGCCGGCCGGUCCCAGUGAGGGAGGCUCGGUGCAGCAGGUGAAGUGAUCGCUGAGUGGAGGCAGGAGGGGGGGCUCACUCACUGGGCUCAUCCUCCAAGGACAAAACUGCAUCUCAAGGGGGAGCCGUACACCGGGUGCGGGGCAGGAGAGCACGCAGCCCCCAGCCUGUGGAUCCCGAGCGGCCGGGGGGAAGCGAUGGCCACGGCGGCUUCUAACCCCUACCUCCCCGGCAGCAGCAUCCUGUCCCCGGGCUCCAUCGUGCACUCGGACUCGGGGGGCGGAGGGGGGAUGCAGCCCGGCAGCGCGGCCGUCACCUCGGUGUCAGGCGGCUACCGGGGGGACCCCUCCAUCAAGAUGGUGCAGAGCGACUUCAUGCAGGGGGCCAUGGCGGCCAGCAACGGGGGGCACAUGCUGAGCCACGCCGCCCACCAGUGGGUCACGGCGCUGCCACACGCCGCGGCGGAGGCGGGCUCGCCCUGGUCCAGCAGCCCGGUGGGGAUGACGGGCAGCCCGCAGCACCCGCAGCAGCAGCAGCAGGACGUGAAAGGAGGAGCCGGGAGGGACGAGCUGCACCCGGGGGCCGCCCUGCACCACCGACCGCCUCACCUCGGAGCGCACCAGGGACACCCGGGCGGCUGGGGGGCCAUCCAGUCCAUGGCCAGCGGGGCGCAGCAACAGCAGCAGCAGCAACAGCAACAACAAGCCCUGCUCUACUCCCAGGCCGGGGCUUUCACUGUGAACGGCAUGCUGAGCCCUCCCCCGGGGAGCCAGAGCCUCGUCCACCCGGCCCUGGUCAGGGGAGACACGCCGGAGCUGGGGGAGCACCCCGGACACCACCACCAUCACCACCACCAGCACCAGCAGCAUCACCAGCAGCAGCCACAGCAGCACCACGCCGGGGUGAACAGCCACGACCCCCACUCCGACGAGGACACCCCGACCUCGGAUGACCUGGAGCAGUUCGCCAAGCAGUUCAAGCAGCGGAGGAUAAAGCUGGGCUUCACCCAGGCGGACGUGGGCCUGGCCCUGGGCACCCUGUACGGCAAUGUCUUCUCCCAGACCACCAUCUGCAGGUUCGAGGCGCUGCAGCUCAGCUUCAAGAACAUGUGCAAGCUGAAACCCCUGCUCAACAAGUGGCUGGAGGAGGCCGACUCGUCCACGGGGAGCCCCACCAGCAUAGACAAGAUAGCCGCCCAGGGCAGGAAGAGGAAGAAGAGGACCUCCAUCGAGGUGAGCGUCAAGGGGGCCCUGGAGAGCCACUUCCUCAAAUGUCCCAAACCCUCAGCUCAGGAGAUCACCAACCUGGCUGACAGUCUGCAGCUGGAGAAGGAGGUGGUCAGGGUCUGGUUCUGCAACCGGAGGCAGAAGGAGAAGAGGAUGACCCCACCGGGGAUCCAGCAACAGACGCCGGAUGAUGUCUACUCCCAGGUGGGUACAGUGGGAGCUGACACGCCGCCCCCUCACCACGGGAUGCAGACUAGUGUGCAAUGACUGGAGUGGGCGCCCAGCAGCUGUCUGACCAGGGAAGACACGGGAGGACCUCAUCACUCACAGCCACACUCACCUAGACUGCUGGUUUUUUAUAAAUAGCUCUAUAAAUACAGAUACAAACCUCCAGAGAGAAAGAGAGAGAGAGUCACAUCCACAGAACGAGAGCAAAUGUGUAGGUACUGCUGAGGCACAAGGGUGGAGAUGCAGAAUGCACCAAAAAAAAAAUAACUGCAGAUGUUCCUUUUUAAUAUAUAUAUUAUAUUUUUAAUAUUGUUUUUAUUUGCCUUAUGACGUCCACCCAGUUACAUCUAUGGAUUUCCCCACUGUCAAUUUUUUACCCUCUUUUGCUCCUAAGACCACGCAAUAUGUUUUGCUCAACACAAGACAAACAAUAGGCACGUUUAUUCUUUUUAUAUAUAUAUAUAAAUAUAUUUUAUUUUUGUCUGGUGAUCCCCAAAAGUAAAUGAUCGAGAGUGGCCUGUUUGUGCUGCUAGCUGGGAUUGCAGCAUUCACAAGUCGUGUUUCCCUGCCUACUAGUCGUACAUUGGGAACAAAAUCUGAUUGCAUUGAAAGCCAAGCAAUUAAAUCUACAUAUAGCACUAACAUGACUGUAAAACAAGCUUUGGAAUAUACCCAUACUGGGAAAAAAAGCAAGCUAAAAAAAAAACAGCAACACAGUCACAAUAACAACACAGGGGUUAGAUUUUGGGUACCUUGACUUUAUGCUCCACACCAGCCAACUGUAUCAAGAAGAGGAAUCAUCCUAUGAUGUCAAAAUCUUUUUUUUUUUUUUUAAAUCAUUUUGGUGGCAUUUUGUAAUUUCAGAACUUUUAAAAAAAAAAAAAGCUUUCCCUAUUUUUUUUUUUUCAAAAUUAUUUUUUGGACUGAUUCCCAUUAACAAAAAAAAAUGGUUUAGGGAAAUAAAAAAAUAAUAAUAAAAAAAAAGACAUCUGCAGCUGCACUUAUGGUAACUUCCCUUCACCUAAAUACGUUGCCAGUAGGAAUGGGUGCUGAGGAUGACAAUAUAUAUAAUACUGCAAUUUCCAAGCAGUGUUUCUUUUUGGUAGUGUUUUAAUAAACAGACUUACAAAUAAACAAACAGACAAAAAAACGUUAAACAUGUUAGAUCGGUUGCUGAUCUAAAAAAAAAAUUUGCUUUAUAUUUUCAUCAAAUGACUCCUUUUAAUAUUUUAUUCAGAAUACCUAUGAACUGCUGCAAAACGGUAAUUUAUUUUUCCCCAAAAUCUUGUAUUAAGUGUUGUUUAAAAUAUUCAUUUUCUUUGUUUUGUUUUUGUUUAUUUUUUUAUUUCAACGAGCACAAAUCAAAAUUUGAGAAAGAAGUAUGGACAGUUAGAUUGAAAUGGUCUCUUUUGAUGUGAUCAUCUGAUUGUAAUUUAAUUUUAGUAGUGGUUCCUUUACGAAAAGAUUGAGAAAAAUAAAUUUGUUAGAAAUGGCGGAAAAUCUGUGUCUGAUGCAUAAAACAGAUAUUGGUGGAUAAAAGUGAUUUCAGGCAAAACAUGUGUUCAGAUUUUAUUUUCUAUUGAAUAUUGGGAGUAGGUGUGAGAAUUAUUAAUGUUUCUUAGAUUUUUUUCAGUGUUUUUUUUUUCUAGCAACAGACAUUUAAGUCAUCCUCAAACUUUUACCAUAUUAUCAAUACUUCCCUAAUGAAAAAAAAAUGUAUGAGUGUUUUUAAAAAAAAAAAAAUCAAACCGAUUCAAAUGUCAUAUGUGUUUACAAGUAGCAUAGCACCUACGUGCAAAUAGAAUUGGUUUGCCUAUUUCUGUUGAAUUUAUUAAAAAAGUGUCCAUUACAUGGCUCCCUAAAUAUAGACUCAUUCAUUAAAAUGUCAUCAUUGACAUUCUACACACAUUAACAUUCAAUAGAUGGCUUAAUAAGUGUGUUGGAAUUGCACUGUUCAUAGUGUGAAUUAUAUUUGUGGUUUUUAUAUUGCGUUUCUGGGAUUGCAUUGCGAAUUUCAUUAGGGCUGUUUCUAUUUUUUUUCUUUGUCCCAUAUCCAUUUGUGUAUUGCUAGGUUGAACCUUGAACAGACCGGUUACACUGUAUUCUUCAUACCGUGCAUUAACCCCUGACAAUAUUUACUAUCACCUCUAUGUUGAAAUUACUGCAAAUCUGUCUGUGCAAUAAUCUGUACAAAGAACCUCAGAUUUUUGUUUUCUUUUUCUUUUUUGGUAACGUUGAUACAAAUAUACAUUGUGUAUUGUGUACUGAUUAUUACAUGGAAGGGGCACAUUCAAUUUGAACUCUUUCGGUGCCCAUUUUGCCCUCACCCACUGCCACUCAAAAGCUUAAAGAGUGUGUGUGUGUUUGUGUGAGUGUGUGCGUGUUUAUGUUUUCCUUGGUAAAGAGCAAUAUGCAGAGCAGGCUUCCAACCAAUAGAUUUUUUUUUUUUUUGUCGCUCCUAGGCCUCAUGUCAUUUGUGUAAAUACCAAGCAAACAGAUCGUAUUGUUCUGAAAAGCUUUAAUAUGUUUAUUAUUAUUUUUUAUUUUAUCUCUCAGGCUGACCACUUACAUUUUGCAUAUAUUUCGUAACCCGAGGGAUCUGUUCUAUGUUAUGUCCAUGUCAAUAGGAAUAAUAUCUGUCUGCUCUACGUUUAUGUGCCUGAAACAUGUUUUUCUAUGUACGUGUGUGUGUAUGUGUAUGUGUGUGUGUGUGUGUGUGUGUGUAUUUUGUUGUCAUUUUUUUUUAAGUAUAACCUGGUUGAUGAUCCCUCAGCAGUCAGAUGUGUUAGGAUGUGGUCUCUAUUCACACAUGAGCUAAAAUCCUAUUUUUCACACAUGAAGUGUAGAGGUUUAUGAUACAGGGAGUCGCUUUAUAUGAAAGACUUAGAAGCACUUAGUGACUGGGUUUAAAUUGCUACCAGUGCUGCCUUUUUGGGGCUUUACGUUGCUGUGUGUUAAGAGAUUUGUGAUCCACACCAGCAAUCCCACGAUUGACACUUGUCAAUGUUUAGUUUAUCUCUUGUGCUGUGCCAAUAAUUUCUGCAAUAAUAUCACCUUUGUCCUUUGUCAUGCAGUGAAUUGUGCUGGAAUUUGGAAUAAAUGCGUUGUUAAUUAAGCGGUGUAUGGGGGUUUUGCUGUCCCUUCACCUCAUUAUGACAUUUGUAAAUAGUCAAUAUAUCCAUUAUUUGUUGUUUUUAUCCUUGCUUUGCUAGUUCGGGAAAUCUAAUACCUGAAAAAUAGCAAAGAGGAAGGACAUGAAGCUGAUUAACAUACUCUAUGGGGCUUAUUCGCUAAACAGUGAAUUGUAGUGCAUUCUAAACCGAAUUGUAUUUUUUUUUUUUUUUUUUUAAAUACACAAAGUAGCCUAGGUGCAAAUUUAGUUGAGUUGUAAAAUGUUGUUAUCCUUAGUUAUUUUAAUCUAAAUUUAUCACCUUGGAUUUUUAUCUCACCACAAUUCACUGCUUAGUAAAUCGACCUCUGUGUGUGGGUUCUCUGUUCCCACUAGUAUACAUAACCACUCUGACCAUGUUUAACCAUUGGAAAGAGCCACUUUGUGUGAUGGAUCUAGCUGAGCAUCACCUGACUAGGUGUUAUAGAUCUCCAGGAGGCGGUGUGAUAAAUAUUUCCCCUUUCUCCUCACCCCACCCCCACCCCACCAACUCACUUCAUACUUAAAUAAUGAAUGGUUUGUAAUGACAACUGUAAAAAUUCCACUACCG
Molecule: messenger RNA, 5649 nt
Organism: Pelobates cultripes (western spadefoot toad)
Lineage: Eukaryota; Metazoa; Chordata; Amphibia; Anura; Pelobatidae
Source: the annotation of a GenBank genome assembly